UUAUUUUGUACAACCAACGAGAAAACGAUAUGUGAUAACCAGUGGUUCCUGAGGACUGUAUCUAAUCUGUAGAAGUAGAAUGAAACGAAUCAAUCAGCUGUUUCCUCAAUUCUAGUGUGUGGACAAGUUGAACAUUGUUUGGGUGUGACUUACGUUCUCGUGAUACUUUUCCGUCUCCAUAUAUAACGAUUUCUAUGAUAUCGCAAUGACUGGCUGUUUCAUAUUCAUUAUAAAAAGGAAGCAAGAUGUUUGAAGGAUUAGUGUCGGAUUUGUUAAAUCGUGUCCUUGGGACAUACGUGGAAAAUUUAGAUGGAAACAACUUGAAGCUGAGCAUUUGGGGAGGAGAUGUAGAGCUUAGGGAUUUGGACAUAAAGAAGAGUGCCCUAGAUGAGUUGAAUCUUCCCCUCAGACCAGUCUUUGGUCAUAUACGUCGAUUAACAUUAAAGAUACCAUGGAAGAAUCUGUUUACAUCCCAGUGGAUUGCUGUAGUGGAAGGUGUAUAUGUGAUUGCUGUACCAAACACCUCUAUUGAAUAUGACAGAGAGAAAGAGGAAAAGCUUCAACAUGAAAGCAAAAUGUCUGCCCUUCAAAGAGCAGAGGAGGCAAGACAAAAAGCCAAAGAAAAAGAGAAAGGCUCUUCAGCAAAAACAGAAGAUGGAUUUACUGAAAAGUUACUGGCCCAAGUAGUUCGAAAUAUUCAGGUCACUAUUCAGAACAUCCAUGUACGGUACGAAGAUAAAGUCAGCUCUCCAGGUAAUGUGUUUGCAGUAGGUGUAACUCUGAGUGACUUGUCCAUGAAAAGUACAGAUUCUAACUGGAACCCUUGCUUAGACACAGACAAAUUUAUUUAUAAGCUGAAUAGUCUUGACAGUCUGUCGCUUUACUGGCAUGCGAAUGCAGAAAUGUUCAGUGAUGAAGAUUUGGGCUCCAAAGAUAAGAAAAUUGAGUGCCUUCAUUCACUUAUUGCUUCAAGAGAUAACAGUCCUCAGAAUAUGCAUUACAUCCUUGGGCCAAUAUGUUCAACAGCAAAGCUGACUUUGAAUCCUAAGCCAGAAAUUGGUGAAGUCAAGUUUAGUCAUCCAAAGAUAUUGCUUGACUUUGUCAUGGAUGAACUAUGUAUAGGUUUAAGUCGGCACCAAUAUGCAACUAUGAUGGCACUCCUUGAUUCAUUGGAUCGUAUGAAACUCUCAUCUUUGUUUCGCAAGUACCGUCCAAAUUUUAAAACCAUCAAAGGCCAUCCAAGAGAAUGGUGGCGAUAUGCAUAUAAAUGUUUGUCAGAAGAUGUCCAACGUAUCCGCAACAACUGGUCUUGGGAGCACAUUUCCAAGCAUCGAACCUUGUGCAAAAAGUAUAAGGUAGCAUACAAAGCCAAGCUAACAGCAAGAUCACUAAAUACUCAGCAAAUGCAAGAUAUCCAGGAGGGAGAAAAGAUCCUUGAUAUUUUCAAUAUUAUCCUUGUCAGACGUCAAGCAGAAAUGGAGGUGGAGCGUGAAGGUGAAAUCCGCAAGCAAGAACAGAAACAAAAAGGUUGGUUUGGAGGCUGGUUCUCUUGGGGAAGUCAGCAAGGUUCAGAUGCCAUUACAGAAGGAAGUAUUGUUAAGAAACUGGAGUCAGAAAUGAAUGAUGAUGAAAAGAAGUCUCUUUACAAGGCCAUUGGGUAUGAAGAAUCUGCAGUUUUGGCUGAAUAUCCUGAGGAUUAUGUUGAUGUUUGCCUUCAGUUCUUAUUGAAGGAUCUAGUGCUCCUGAUAACUGAUGAGGAGUCUGGAGGAGCCAUUGUUACCAAGGCCAGCUUGAGUGAUGUCUCUUCAAAAGUAAAGAAGAGAUCUAGUGCAGAUGCUGUCAGGAUUGAAGCAAGUAUGAAGAGUUUUUAUGUUGAGGGUUUUGCUACAUCAGAUUCUAAGCCUCAGUUGGUUUCAUCAGAAGGAAGCCCACUUUUGGAAGUGAUGCUAGAAACAAGUCCAUUGGACAAAAGAUGUGAUCAAAGACUUAUUGUAGAAGCUCAACCUCUGGAAAUUAUUUAUGAUGCAGAGACAAUCAACAGACUUGUUCAAGUCUUUGCUCCACCAAAGAACAUUUCUUUGCAACAGCUGCAGGCUGCUGCUCUCAAUCAGCUGGAGGUUGUCAAGGAACGUAGUGCCACUGGCCUUCAGAAUGUUAUUGAUAACCAAAGUAUCUUAGACUUGGAUGUUUGUUUUGCUGCAUCCCAUAUAGUGAUUCCAGAAGGAGGACUCUAUCAACAAGGCUGUUCUGCGCUUGUGUUGACCUUAGGUAGCAUGAAAAUGAUAAGUGUACCACGUGAUAGAAAAGCUCCUGGUGUGGCAGAUCUUGUUUCAUUAGGCUUAACACAGCAAGAAGUGACUGAGGCGAUUAGAAAUUCCUCUUAUGAUUGCUUCACCAUUGAGUUAAUAGAUAUACAGGCUGUCAUUGCUUAUGAGGACGAGGACUGGAGACCUUAUUUGAACUGCCAUAAUACAACAUCCACUACUCCCCUUCACCUUCUUGCACCAACAACUCUCCAUGUAGAUAUGUUCAAGUGUCUACUAACAGAUGACCCAAACUUAGCCAAAGUAAAGAUUAAUGCUUCUUUACCUAAUGUGGCUCUUUCAGUUAUUGAUGAAAGAUUGCUACAUUUAGCUCACAUUGCAAACAGCAUUCCAAAAGCUACAGUACCUGAAGAGUCAGAGGAAGAGAAAGUAGUAGAUCAAGACAAGGACUUGAACAUGAAUCUUAUUAUGGAGGGUAGAGACAUUGCUAGAUUGGAACGAACAGAGUUGAAUCCUAGUGGGGAACAGCAGAAUACACCACAGUUUACAAAUUUGUCUGUUAUCUUUACAGUAAAUGAGAUCAGCCUUGAAGUGAAGAAAGCUACAAAGGAGAAAGAAGAACCAUUAGUAAAGCUUGCUGCUCUCUCAGCCAGUGUGGAACUUACUCAGAAGACAUUUGACUUGACUUGUUUGAUUAUUCUUGGUGGAGUAUUAGUGGAGCAUAUGGGACAGCAUGAUUGUCAGCGGCUUCUAAGCACCCCAAUGGCUGAUGGAGGCUCCCAGGCUCUUCUUACACUGAAAUUUAUCCAGGUCAAUCCAAAAAGUCCAGAUUUUCGAAGCAAGUACGAAUCUACAUUACAGCUCUUAUGUGUAGACGUAAGCCAUUUGAAAGCCCGACUAGAACAAUCUGCCAUACUAAGUAUACUGACCUUCUGGGACCAGUUAUCUCUCAGGCUUUCAAAGGUAGGAGUAGCAAACCAGAGCCCACAGAAGGGCAGUAGUUUUGAGGCAACUGCAACAAGGCCAGAUUCACUUGAACAAGCAUCGAUAGUGACACCCAAGAGUCUUACUAGUCAAGUUGAUAAGAAAUCAACAUCUGAGUUAUCUGAGACCAAGGACCAAAGUUCCAUAGGUUCCUCAAAGAAAAAGGAUGCCAUGGAUGUUGUAAACUUACGAGUUAUUUCCAAGUUAGGAAAGGUAGCAGUUGUAAUUAGCCUUGGGAAUCGAGAAGUAGCCAAAGUUGAUGUUGCAGGUUUGAUUGUUAAUGUUGAAAUGAAGGGAGAGGACAUUACGAUCACUUCAAAGCUAAAGGAUUUUACUGUCAUUGAUCCCUCACCUCCAGCACUACAUCCAAAGAUUGUUGAGGUUGUUGGAGCAGAAGCAUGGGAUGCUGAAGUGUCAGUUUAUGGGAGGGCUACAGAAGGCCUACAGUAUUUGGACAUGAAACGAGUUGACACAAGCAUCACACUCACCUUUGGAUGUGCACGUAUUGUGUUCCUUAAUAAGUUUGUAAUGGAUGUGCUGAAUUGGGUUGAUAAAUUUCAAAUGGCUAAGGCUGCCAUUGCUUCUGCUGGUGUAGCAGCUGCAGCAGCAGCUCAGGCUAGUUUACAGGAUGCUUAUGCGCAAUGUUCUCGUGUCAGCCUAGCUUUAACUUUGAGGGCUCCUCUCAUCCUGAUUCCACAAGAUUCACGUAGUUUGUCAGGACUUAUGGUUGAUUUAGGUCAGAUUACUAUUAAUAAUAAGUUUGAACUUGGAGAAGAACGCAACGAACUAGGCUACCCUGCCAUAUAUGACAAAAUAAAUUUGGAGUUACAUAAUGUCAAAUUAUCAAGAGUUGAGCUCAGUGAAAAUGGAUCAUUGGACCAGGAAUAUGAGUUGUUACAGCCAAUAUCCUUGACCAUAUCGGUAUGUCGCAAUCUUACCAUCUCAUGGAAUACCCAGAAACCUGAAUUGGAGAUUAAAGCUCAUCUUAAACCUAUUAAGGUCUCUCUUAGUGAAGAAGAUCUUUUGGUAACGUUAACUGUACUUCAGGACAACUUGAGUGAGCAGACCACUUCAUCAGUUGCCAGCAGCACUGGUCUGCCAGUGCAGACUGUACAUUGUCUUCCAAAAUCUAAAACACUAACCAGCCUAUUCUCUGCAAAGUCACUACGAGAAUCAGCAGAAACAAGUCAUGAUGUAGAACUGGCUUUAGCUGAACAUGGCCUCAUCUUUACAAAAGUGAAAUUUUCCUUCACAAUUGAGACCAUAUCACUUUCACUGUUAACUGGUGGACAGGGAUUAACUAGAGCAGCAUCAGUGUCUAGUGAAGCAAGUAAUGUAUCAAAACCAAGCUUUUCCUCAGCAUUAGAAACACUUCCAGCUGAAACCCCAUCAGCCACAUCUGAAGACUCUUCAGUCACUGCAUUGGAAUAUGUGUCUGCAUCCAAUUUACCUAGAGUAGCUAUGAGUGGGGGAAAGCGAUCACAGAAUGUGCAUCAAUUUUCACUUUCUAGUGAAAAUAGCUGUGGUGGAGGCAUGAGAAAGACAUCCAUUACAUCUGGAAGUGGCCUGUCACCUUUGAGAGCUCUUGCUGAGUUGAGUCUACAAGUGGUAACACUGAAGGGAGAAAUGUUGUCAGACAGCUCUCUCAGUGCUAAUCUAGUUCUAUAUGACUGCAUCCUACAAGACAGUAGACCAGGACGUGAUGGUUAUAUCACUAGAAUGAUGCAAAGAAGUAAGAAAGGAAGUUCGGGUAUGAUAGACCUUACAUACAGGCAGGGCUCUUCCAAUGACACCUUUGUUGAUGUUCGAAUAUCAGAAUUUACGUUGGUACUGCACUUGCCUUAUCUCCUUAGCAUCCAGAGAUUUUUCACGGAUAAUCUCCCACAGCAGCCACAGAAUAGACCGGCUAAAGUAAGGGAAGUUAAGAGGCAAAAGAGUUAUAAUUCAAAUAAUGGAGAUGUUCGACCUCACAGCCUAAUGACAGUCCGGAUAAAACUUGAAAAACCAGAUAUUGCUUUGGUGGAAGAUGUGUCUACAACAGAGACUUCUUGCAUUAUUUUGCAUGCUGAAAUGAAUAGUGAUGUGAAAAUAACGCCAACUGACCAAAGCAUCAAUGCUUGCGUAACCAAUAUUCAAAUGUACACUUGUUGCUAUAAUCCAGAUAAGAGGAGAGAAACUACAUCUCAAAUUCUGAGCAGAUGUGAAGUUAAUUUCCAUAGCAGUGCUACUCCAAGUCAUGCUGAUCAUAUAGAUAUUAAAAUAAGUGACAUUGACCUCAGGGUUUCUCCAGGUACCAUUGAACUACUCAGCAAUAUUGCAUUGGGCAUAUCUAAUUUAGAAAAAGAAGAAAUUGAUACAUCUAAUGUUUUCAAUAAUUGGUUUGAUUUAUGGGCUCCAAAGCCACUAAACCCAUCUGAUUUUCCAUUUUUAAUUGUUGAAGAGGCACAGGAGGCCAUGAUUGGAGAUGAAGAAAAUGCUUUGAUUCCUUGCCUAUCUGGACCUGGUGGGGAAAUGGCUUUAGUAGACAUGGAAUAUGUUCUUAUUACCUUGGAGGCAGGAUCAGGUUCGGCGCCAAUUCCUUUAGUUAAACUUCAAGCUAGUGCCUCUAUCACAUCAACUGGCUUCCGAUCACAGAAGUUGGAAGUUAAUGGGAAUUCAAAGAUUGAAUUGGCAUAUUACAAUCCUCGUUUGGCUGUCUGGGAACCAUUGUUAGAACCAGUUGAGAUUUCCGAUAUUCGAGGAACUCCAGAAUUUCAUCCAUGGGAACUUGAUUUUGAGAUGUCGCAAGAGCUUACUUCUAGUCAAGUCAAUACCCCAUCAUUGAGUCCAGCAGUAUCUCCUACCUCAGCCCCGGACAUUGACGAAACUGAUUUUGAAGAACUGGCUUUACAGCAGGCUGUAACAACUCUUUCAGUUACUGCAAGAGCACCUCUCCAGCUAACAAUGACAAGAACAUUUUUCGAAGUUUUGACAUCUCUGUCAGGGGCAUUCACUGAUGCAUACAAGCGCCAGCUGACUGCAAGAGAUACACUUACAGCCCCUUACCGCAUUGUUAAUUACACGGGCAUGCAUAUUAAUGUAGUUGUGAAAGGUUCUGAUUUUCAGGUAGCCACGGAAGGGGGAGAAAAUGUUGAUGAAGUGACUGUGGAAUCUGGAGCAGAAGUAGAGGUGAAGCAAGUUAUUCAAAAACAUACAAGAGCAUCUUCCCUUGUUUCUGACUGCGUUGCUGACAAAGAACGCACAAUUAAAAUAACAAUUCCUUCUUUAGCCUCAUCAUGUAACAUACCAGUGUCACGAGCAGACAGGCGAUAUUUCCAGAUUGAAAAUAAACGAAGUGGGGAAAAAUGGGGCUUGGUUGUGGCUAUAUCAGUUAAUGGGGGAUGUAGAAUCAUUACUCUCAGCUCAUGUGUACAGGUGAAAAAUAAUCUUGAUGUAUCAGUCGAUGUUUAUUAUAUGACUGAACGUGGUAAUGAAGUAGAGUUUGUUCUUACAUUGGACCCUGACAAAGAAGCUCUGCUGCCACUUCGUGCAGUUUAUACACCAUCAGCAGAACUUUUCUUUUCUGUUGAAGGUAAUGAUGCCAUUGGCCAAUACACAGGCCAACCGGUGUGGCAUGUCCCAUUUGUGUGGCGAGGCCUUCAAAAUACUCCUGGCUAUACUCAAGAACUACAAUGUUUACCACGUGAUGUUCAUGAGGUUCAUGCUGUUCCCUUCUACAUAUCGGCUACUGGAGAUGUUGAGCAGAUUUUGUGGGAGAAACCUAAUCGAAGGGGAACAAUGUCCAGCGCUCUACACAAAAUUCAGCUUUGGCCUUGUAUAAAGCUCACCAAUGCAUUGCCAAUUCCAGUUGCCUUAGAACCCCCAGGGACGCUUACCAGUAGAGUUUUAAUGCCAGGGACUUCUGUUCAACUCACAAAAGCUCGAUUAGGCUCUAUGUAUUUGGAAUUGCAGCUCAUGGAUUAUCAGUAUCGUGAUUGGAUUUGUGGAAAAGCAAUUGAAGCCAAUCCACCAGAGCUUAGUGUCUGGACUUUUGAAUCACGUGGAGAUCAGAUAAAUGGACCACUUUAUCUGGAUCUUGGCAUGCAUGUUUCCCGAACCAAAUCCACUCUCUCUCUUACGAUAUAUUGCCCAUUUUGGAUGGUCAAUAAAACUGGUCUAAUGUUAACUUACAGGAAGUCCCGAAAAAUUGAGAGAUCUUCGUCUACCUCUUCUGCUGAAUCUGCUAGUAGUCCUAUCAAGGGAGAUGCUUUGAACAACAUAGUCGUCCAUGAAGAAGACAACCAUGAGCCUGUCCUCUUUUCCUUCAAGUCAAAGUCAUUUUUUGGGAAAAAGAAAGCAACAGUUAAGGUGAAUGACAGCGACUGGUCGGAGAGAUUCUCCUUAGAUGUUGUAGGAAGCUCUGGAUCCAUCACAUGCAAAGGCCCAUCAAGAACUUAUCAGCUUGGUGUAGAUGUUAAACUUGGUAAUUCAGGUUUAACCAAGUUAGUCAUAUUUGCACCAUUCUACAAAAUUUUGAACAAAGCCAAAUAUGACUUGGAAGUUAUAGAAGUAGGAGUUCCAUCAGCAGAAUGGUUUACUGUCUUGUCUGGUGAAUGCAUUGGUUGGUGGCCAGUAGGAAGUGGGAGGCUAAUCCGAGUGCGAGUGCGUGGGACUGAAGAGAUGACACAGCCAAUGUCCUACCAAAGACCUCUUGCAAUUUUGUUAAAAAUGUCUAACAUGUAUGGUGGUGUAAUGACUGAAGUGAGCCACUCAGAGGGUGGCGUGCUAAUAACUCUUGAUGAAUGUUUUGAUGGUGCUACCACAGCCUUAAUCAUUAAUCAGCUGACAAACACAACAUUAACCUUGUGGCAGGAUGACCAAGAGGCAAAGAAAUUGGAAUUGGCACCACAAACAGUGCAACAUUACACUUGGAGUGUCCCAGCUGCAUCUGAUUUGAAAAUGGCUUGGGCAUGUGGGGCAGGCAAACCUACAAUCCAUUCUCUUGAGAAGGAUGACCAAGGAACGAUGAAUGAUAACACCAUUCAUUGGGUUGUAUUUUUGAAAGGCAAUCAGAGAUGUCUGUUGUUUACUGAUGAUAUAGAAAUAGCAUCAGCUGCUCUGAAUGCUGUUGAAUUGGAACGAAUACAACAGGAGAUAAAAAUAUCACUAAACUGUAUAGGUUUGUCAUUAGUCAAUGAUAUCACCAGGAAGGAAGUUACUUAUAUAAGUCUUGCAAGUUCUGGUGUUGUAUGGGAACACUGCAAAUUAAAAGGGAAAAAACAUCGUCCCUUCACUCAAGAUCAAACUGAAAAUCUUGAAAAAUGUUACCAGAUGUAUCAGAAACUGCUUCAGGGAGAUGUUCAGUCCCAUGUCAUCAGUCAUUAUGUCAUAAGUAAAAAUUUAGAGGUUGAUUAUAUCACCAUGACUGUUAGUAAACCAUUCAACAGAAAGAUAAGAAGGACUUUUCACCCAGGCGUUUGGCUAGAGUUCCGAACAUCUCCACACCAAAGGCACAUCCAUUUCAAAAUAAACAGUGUCCAAAUUGAUAACCAGUUAGGGGGAUCCAUGUUUCCAGUUGUGUUUGCCAGAGUGCCUCCGCCUCGCAGUGUUAUGGCAGAAACAGUUCCUAAACCAUUUUGUGAGGUUAGCAUUGUACAACGAUUGACCUCACCCGUCUUCACCCAGUACAAGUAUUUUGCUGUCCUAGUUCAAGAAUUUCAUGUGAAAGUAGAACUUCCUUUUGUGUAUGCCAUACAGGAAGUAGUUUUCCCUGCGUCAGAGACAUCUAACAACUUAUAUUCACCUAAAGGUUAUGAUCAGGACAUCAGACAAGUCAGAGAACCACUGCAAGACACUGUCAAAGGUCAGGUGUCUGGUGGGCAGAAAGAUUACUUUGAUCAUCUCCACCUAUCCCCUAUCAAGAUGCAUUUAAGCUUCUCACUAAGUGGGACUGAAUCUGGCUCAAGUAUACCAGUUGCAGGACAAGUCCUUCACCUAUUCUUAGAGAGUGUUGGUGUCACCCUAACAGAGGUCCAGGAUCUAGUCUUCAGGUUAGCAUAUAUGGAACGCAUGCACAUCUGGAUGAACUGGAAUCAGUUUGUUCAAGAAUUAACAAGUCACUAUGCUGGACAAGUGAUAAAACAACUGUAUGUUCUUGUGCUUGGAUUAGACGUCAUAGGAAACCCAUUUGGACUUGUUGUUGGACUUACCAAAGGUGUUGAGGAUCUUUUUUAUGAGCCUAUUCAGGGAGCCAUUGAAGGUCCAGGAGAAUUUGCUGAAGGUAUUGUAUAUGGUGUGACAAGCUUUCUUGGCAAGACCGUUGGUGGAGCAGCAGGAACAGUUUCUCGUAUUACUGGUACACUUGGAAAAGGUAUUGCAGCACUAACCUUAGAUGAUGAUUACCAGAGGAAAAGAAGAGAAGCAAUGAAUCGAAAACCAGCAGAUGGUUUAGAAACUAUUGCAAGAGGAACCAAAGGAGUAGUCACUGGUGUAUUUGAUGGUGUAACAGGUGUAGUCAUGAGACCAAUUGAAGGUGCUCGAGAACAAGGUGUGGAAGGAUUUUUCAAGGGAGUUGGAAAAGGAAUGGUUGGACUUGUUGCUCGGCCAGUCUCUGGUGUAGUAGAUUUUGCCAGCACAUCUUUAGAUGCUGUUACCAGGGCAACUACUUCUGGAGAUGAGAUAGCACAGCGACGUCCUCCAAGAUUCAUUAGUUCAGAUGGAAUUGUUCGUCCAUUUGUUAAACGCUAUGCAGAUGGGGCAAAAAUGCUAAAGGAAUUGGAAAAAGGUCGAUAUGCUGAGACAGACGUUUAUGUUGCUCAUGCAUAUGUGACAGGUAGCAAGUCAGUAUUAAUAGGAACAGACAAACGUGUAAUGUUUGUUACACGUAAUGAUAUCAUGGGACAUAUUAAGGUGGAUUGGGUUCACAUUUAUGAAGAACUUUCUGAACCACCGGUACUUACCCCUAAAGGACUUCGUUUAUCAGUAAAGCAAGAAAAAAAAAGAGUACUGGGGGUAUUUGGUGGAGGUGACAACUCGAAAGUAAUUCACUUGAAUGAUCCAGACCAGGCAAAAUGGUUCCAAGAGGAAAUUGCAAGAGCAUACUUGAAGGCCAAUCCUCCUGCUUCCUGAGGAUACGCUAAGGAGUCCUCUGACACCCCAGUGAAGACUACAAAUUUUUAUUCUCAACCAUGUGUUUUAUUUUUUGUUUGUUUCUUGGGUUGGGGUUGGAAUGUUGUAACUUUGACCUUCAAAGAUAUUUAUUUGUUUAAACCAUUAGAUUUAAGGAACUUGUAUUCAGACUGAUCUAACACACAUGACAAUUUGUAAUAGAUCCAGUUGAACUUUACCAUUCAAGCAAGUCUCUUGAUCAGGAUCAUAAUGUUUUACUGUUCAUGUGGCAUUAUUUUUUAAGUGAUACUAAAUUCUUACUAUGCAUUCUCCAGUUUUUAUGUCUACAUGUAUAUUUUUUUAUGACUUGAGAAGAGGUAAAAAGGUUAAGUUGCAGAGGCUUCAUAAUUUUCUCUUCUUGUGGCAUAUAUACACAGUACUGUACUUUUUAUUUUCAAUACAUUCUUUUAUAUUUAAAACUCAGAGGACUCACUUUAAUGUAUAUGGUAACUUCAAUUGCAGUAUACUUCUGAAACAAAAAAUACUGUAUAAAUAGGACUUUAAAAAGCCAAGAAAGUUUACUUUUCUGUUGGUAGGGUAUAAACUGGAUAUUUUAUCAUAUUUUCCUUGGCAGUAUUCUUGAUAUUAUUGUAGUUUACCUAAAAGAGGGUUUCUGGUAAUGAAUCUCUUGAUUACCUUUUAUGGAUGUAAUUCUUCUUUCUGAUUGCACAAUUUAUAUUUUAUAGUACAACAUUUUAUUUAUUCUCAUUUGCAUCUAGAUUUAGUUAUUUGAUAUGUAUGUAAUAUGUAUAUACUUUUAAAAGUAAGAUUUAUAGUUUGUUAAAUUUUUGUACCGUUUGAGUUAUCAAAUUUUCAUGGGUGUAUAAUAUAUGUAAUGCCAUAAAAAAAGUAUUUUCAUUAGUUAUUGGCAUGUACAGUAAUAUGCUAAAUGUCUCAAGGGCUCUUUUUACUGUCCAUUUUCUUUCCUCUGGUCAUGUAUGAGGACACAAUGAUCAUUUUACUUUCUUUAUGCUCUCUAUUAUAAUCAAUGAAAAGAAGUUUUAAAGAUUGUGAACUUGAAAAUUUGGACAUAAUAAACACAGCGGAAAAGUUAAGAUGACCAUGGCUUUUCUUUACUUCAGUGUGUGUUCAUAAUGAAAGAAUAGGAAAACCUUUGGCAUUUAGUUUGUGUCAUCCUCCUUAUAAAUUUGGUGUGAAGUCAUUAAUAUAAAUAUACCAGAAAAAUGUUCACUAUUUCAUGCCUUUUUAUUCUAUGAUGAUUCCUUUCAUUCUAUAAUGAUUUUAACACAAAGUCAGGAUAUUGUGAACAUACUUUUUUUUUUUUUAGUAAUAAGUUUGAGAAAAUAUAUAGCUAAGUACUUGCAAUGUUCAACAUAUUCACAUAAUAAGCUUUCAGGUGACAUACCAGAGAUGCCUUAUGGUAAAAACUUGUUUUGCAUUUGAAUUUUUCUGAAUAUAACUUGCUGGCAGAUGAAUCUCAAUUCAUAUAAUUGAGAUAAAACUCUUAAGCAUUGCAUUUAAAAUAUGCACAAUAAAAUUACAGCAUGAAUAACAUUGUCAAGCCUUGAAGUAUACCGUCCUUUUGACUUGAAGAAUAAUCUUUCCAAGGCUUGAGCUGAGUGUUCUUACACACUGAUAAGCUGUAAUAAUGACCCAAUUUCAUAUGAGAACUUGAAUAACAAAUGUUGCAGUCUGAUGUUUAAUAUAAGUGGGUAUUUUAAUAAACCCCUAAGGAUUUAGAAAUACAUGCCUUUGCUUUUCAUGUCAAAUUUAAGGUGGUAAUAUCUUAAUUUUUGUACUUAAAAUACAUUCCUUAUUCUUUAGGCAGAAAACAUCUUCCAUAAUAGGUACUUUCCCAUGCAUUCUAGAAGGACUUAAAGGGAAGAAUAGGUAUUAUGUGGAAGGCAUUUUGAUAUAACUUAUAUGUGUUAGGAUAUAUGUUUGCUGACAGAGUUUGUUAUAUGGGAAUUCCAUACCACUGUUCAACAAUGUGUAUAAACAGAAGUAGGUUUAUGCUUUUGUAAAUAUGAUUUUUGUUUUGUGUCUUUGCAAAAGGGAAACUAUACAAGUUUCAUGUUAACUAAGGUAUUAAAAGUUACAGAAUACAAAAACUGCAUAUUUCUUGGCUAAGUACUUCAAAUCAUGUACUGUAUAUAUUUAGAUAAAUAUAUAGAAAUAAGCCCCCAAAAGAAAUUUGUGAGAAUCUAGAACAUUUUUAAUUGACUGUUUUCAGUUACUCAAGAUUUUAAUAUCAUUAAGAUAUUUAUGUAUGUAUAUACAGAUUAAACCUGCCUUUUGGGCCUGCUGUGGAAGUUAAGAAAGUUACCUAUGCAUCACAAAUAGUUAUGAAAUAAUUAGCUAGUCAUGCAAUAACAUGUUACAAAAUAUUUUUCCCACCUUAAUUUCUUAGCAAUUUACCUCUGCCCUGCAAACUUUGCUUAAUACAGCACAUUAAAAUGUCUCCAGUACCAUAUAAGAAGUAAGUUAUUGUUUCUUGGUGAACCAUAUGCCCUUUACACAAAAUCAUUUAAUCUAUUAAAUCCUUCUAGACUUGGAAUUAGCUUGAUUCUUAAGUCCUGCUUUAGAACAGAUUAUUUUAUAGAUUUAUGUUUCAUUCUAGGUCUAAUUGUAUAGAGUAUUAAACAGCUCUUCUUUUUGUUACUUCAAAUGAAAUGUUAAUGAAAAGAUGCAUUAUAAGAUUAUAUUUACCAAAAAGUUUCAUUCUGGGUCUAAUUAUAUAGUUGUAUAGGGUAUUAAACAGCUUUUUUUGUUACUUAAAAUGAAAUGUUAAUGAAAAGAUGCAUUAUAAGGUUAUAUUUACCACAAUGUUGUUUUGUUAAAUCUUAUGUGCACUACAUAUCGUAGUUCAAAUUUAUCAAGGUGGAAAUUUUGACAAUGUUCAAUAUUUUCAACCUAUUAUUAAAUUGAUAAGAAGCUUU
Macrobrachium nipponense is the source of this 13294-nucleotide messenger RNA. RefSeq names its product intermembrane lipid transfer protein Vps13-like (gene Vps13). Gene Ontology annotation, cellular component: extrinsic component of membrane. NCBI's taxonomy places the organism in Eukaryota, Metazoa, Arthropoda, Malacostraca, Decapoda, Palaemonidae. The record is from RefSeq and is a predicted model, not a curated record. Gene Ontology annotation, biological process: protein retention in Golgi apparatus; protein targeting to vacuole.